AACGGAAGAGCUUUGGCCAGCCAAUGAACUCGUUGGAGAUAUCUGUCGAGUCGAACAUACAACAGUUCCUAUUGGCCCAGGAGAGCGGGAAUCGCAGCCAAUAGUAUAAGCAAGGCGUUGGCGGUGUGCCUUAGCCCUGUGAACACUGCGGCGAAGAACCCUUGGGUACCGCGUGGCCAUUAAGACUGAAGAAACUCACUGGAACAUCAUGUCGCAGGCUGAGUUUGACAAAGCUGCCGAAGAGGUGAAGCACCUGAAGGUGAAGCCUACAGAUGCAGAGAUGCUGGAGAUCUACAGUUUGUACAAGCAGACCACAGUGGGUGAUGUUAACACAGCUCGUCCUGGCAUGCUGGACUUUGCCGGCAAGGCGAAAUGGGACGCCUGGGAGAAAAAGAAAGGCAUGAGCAAAGAGGAUGCGAUGAAGGCUUACAUUGCCAAAGUGGAAGAACUGAAAGAAAAGUAUGGAAUUUGAAGUCCAGCUUCCAAAUGGAAAGAAAUGGCAGUGUUUCAAUGGGCAGCGCAUACCGCAGCAGUAAUGGUUAACUUUGCAUGCCAAGGUGCCUUAAAUGCAUGAAUGCUCAGCUGCUGUGGUGUCAGUGUCAGUAUUUCAUCUGAACAUCAUGAUGAGCAUUUUCAUAAGGAGAUUUCAUAGUGACUGUAAAAUAUGUCCAAUUAAAUUACUUUUAA
Messenger RNA from Scleropages formosus (Asian bonytongue), 687 nucleotides. RefSeq names its product diazepam binding inhibitor (GABA receptor modulator, acyl-CoA binding protein) (gene dbi). Gene Ontology annotation, molecular function: fatty-acyl-CoA binding. Lineage: Eukaryota; Metazoa; Chordata; Actinopteri; Osteoglossiformes; Osteoglossidae. The coding region runs from base 209 to 472 and encodes 87 amino acids. The transcript is spliced from 4 exons. The record is from RefSeq and is a predicted model, not a curated record. Gene Ontology annotation, biological process: fatty acid metabolic process.